UACAGUAUAAAAGUAAGCCCACGAUUGCAUAUCUCUCUCUGGGAGAAAAAAAAAAAAAAAAAACUCCGGAUUUUAUCCCCACAACACCAUCAGAAACAGCUCCAACCAAUGCCUCUGAACUCCUCGGAUUUCAACUGGACCGUCUCUGCCUUCACCUCUAAACUGACCCCCGCUGCUGACAUAUGUGUGGGGCUCACCAUCCUCUCCAUCGUUCUGCUCUCUGUUCUGGGAAAUGGCCUGGUUCUGGUUAUCUGCUACCGCAGGAGGAAAAAGAUGGCGGGCUCAGAGUUGCUGUGCGUCAACCUGGCCGUGGUGGACUUCCUCUGCUGCAUCUGUUUCUACCCGCUCUCCAUCCUCUCCUCCUUCCAUCACGCGUGGCUUGGAGACAACAUCACGUGCGUUUACUACGGCCUUGGCUGCUUCAUCUUCGGUCUGUGCGGCAUAUUCACCAUCACUGCAAUCAGCAUCAUUCGAUACCUGAAGACUUGCUACAGCUUGGUUUAUGCUGAGUGGCUGGAGGGAACAAACCUCCGCAUAGCAUGCUUUACCAUUUGGCUCAUGGCUGCAGUGUGGUCUAGCUUCCCUCUGUUUGGCUGGGGUGAGUACGUCCCAGAGCCUUAUGGACUGUCCUGCACCGUCGCCUGGAAAGGUUAUCACACCUCAGCCAAGGACGCCUUCUAUGUCAUCUGCUCCUUCAUCUGCUUCACACUGGUUCCUAUCGUCAUGAUCGUGGUGUCCCAGAGUCUCAUCCUCUUCAAGGUGUCCCGCUUUUCCUACUCGCUGUCUGCAAAAGGCAUCCGCAACAAUCUGCGGCAUAAAGAAAAAAAACUCUCGAUGAUGUUUUUCUGCAUCAGUCUUGGCUUUGUGAUUGCCUGGGCUCCGUAUGCUGUUGUCUCCUUCCUUUUCAUUUUCCACAAGGAUGGUAGGUACAUGGCUCCCAAGGGCUUUGUGUUCCCUGCCCUCUUUGCCAAAAGCUCACACAUCUACAACCCCUUCAUCUACUUCUACUUCAACAAGACUUUCCAGCAGGAGCUCCGCUGCCUGCUCCUAUCUUUGUGGCCCAAGCUUGGAGGAAAUCGAGUGGGUGCCCAUGUGACAUCAGGCCAACAAGCCCCUUAUCCCAUCCACAUUCAGCUCCAGGAGAGACUCUGCACCAAGAACAAACCUCACAGUAAGAGUAGAACCAAGAGCGGUGGCAGAGCUUCGAACACCAGUAGCCACCAUUUCAGAGACAGGCCGGUGUACGCCUGCUGGGGAUCCUCGUCCAAGAACAUUUCCAACUUAUUGGAGAAUAAACCUGCCAAAGGCUCUCUUCCUAUCUCUUUAUGAACUUGUCUAUUUCUGUUUACACAAGAAUCACAAGUUCUGUGGCAGAGACACUCAUCCAUGCUUUCAUCACUUCAAGUCUGGAUUAGAUGGCAAUGGAGUCCUGUCCAGCAAAGACCUGGACAGGUUCCAGUAUGCAAGAACUCAGCUGUCAGGGUCUCUCACACCAGCAUAUCCACCCAUCCAUUAUCCACCGUCACUGGCUCCCAGUCAGGUUCUUCAUCACAAAAAACAUCUUCCUCCUCGCCUACAAAUCACCACAUGCCCUUGCCCUCAGUACCUUUAAGACCUCCUCCCCCUCUACACUGUGUCCAGGAACCUUCGGUCUUCGAAAAAUGGUCUGCACGCCACUCCCCAUACCAGCCUGUGGACUUAACAGGGGCAGAGCCUUCAGCGUGGCUGCCCCUACCCUCUGGAAAUCCCCAAUACUACAUCUUUGGACACGUUCAAGAAACUCCUUAAAAAACCAAACUGUUCAACUCCUGUGAACUCGGUUAAAUCCUUUUAUCCCCAGCAGACUUGGCUACCACUCUUUGUUUUACUCUAUUGAAUUAUUUCUUCAUUUAUUUUGUUUUGUCUUUUGUUCAUACUCUUUCUGUCCUCAUGUAAACCGUCCAUGGGUCCCU
This is a messenger RNA of Labrus bergylta (ballan wrasse), 1952 nucleotides long. RefSeq names its product opsin 8, group member c (gene opn8c). Gene Ontology annotation, biological process: phototransduction; G protein-coupled receptor signaling pathway; cellular response to light stimulus. Gene Ontology annotation, cellular component: plasma membrane. The record is from RefSeq and is a predicted model, not a curated record. Gene Ontology annotation, molecular function: G protein-coupled photoreceptor activity. NCBI's taxonomy places the organism in Eukaryota, Metazoa, Chordata, Actinopteri, Labriformes, Labridae.